This is a messenger RNA of Exophiala aquamarina CBS 119918, 491 nucleotides long. RefSeq lists its product as uncharacterized. Bases 70 to 390 code for a protein of 106 amino acids. The record is from RefSeq and is a predicted model, not a curated record. The transcript has 3 exons. Gene Ontology annotation, molecular function: oxidoreductase activity. NCBI's taxonomy places the organism in Eukaryota, Fungi, Ascomycota, Eurotiomycetes, Chaetothyriales, Herpotrichiellaceae.
AUCAAGUUGCCCGAAGAGGUGAGAGAGGAUGACGACAAAGUUACGACAACUAGGUACACCCCCAUCGGUAUGGUCGCGGCCAUUUGCCCUUGGGAUUAUAAGAUUAUGGCUAUGAAGUCUAAGUAUUUUAGCUUCAUAAUUCCAGAAACCCUAACUGGAAACUGUAUCAUCGUUAAACCGUUACCCAUCACCCCUUAUUCCAACCUUAAGCUUGUGAAAGUUGCCAAGCAGUCUUUCCACCGGGAGUCGUCCAAGCCGUCGGUGGCGACGCUGAGCUCGGAUCGAAACUGGGGGCGCAUAAACGCAUCCACAACAUUUCGUUUACUGGUUCGAUUCUUACGGGAAAGAGGAUCAUGGCGGCGGCUGCGGCGGCUCUGGAGAGAGUGCUGAUUGGGCUUGGAGGAAAAACGACGCCAGAAUCAUUCUCCCGGACGUGGACCAUUGCCAGAGUGGCCAUGGAAGUCGUUAUCGGUGCUUUCCAUAAUUCGGGC